This is a messenger RNA of Rhincodon typus (whale shark), 391 nucleotides long. Its product is annotated as leucine-rich repeat-containing protein 69-like. The record is from RefSeq and is a predicted model, not a curated record. The coding region runs from base 25 to 360 and encodes 111 amino acids. The transcript is spliced from 2 exons. Gene Ontology annotation, molecular function: protein binding. Lineage: Eukaryota; Metazoa; Chordata; Chondrichthyes; Orectolobiformes; Rhincodontidae.
GGAGACGGGACGCGGUGCGGGAAGAUGGCGGAUGCGUUGGUGCUGCGGGCCCUCCGGGGAAAUGCGAGGCACCUGGACCUGAGCGGAAAGAAACUGAGGCGGGUCCCCAAGGCGGUGGGGAGGUUAUUCGAACUGAAUCGCCUCCAGCUGAAAAAUAACCUGAUCAGCGACCUGCCCGUGGAGUUACAGGCGCUCAGCAAUUUGACAGAACUCAACUUGGGAAAUAAUUCCUUCGAAGCACUUCCAGAAGUUCUGAAACAUCUAAGACAAUUAAGGAAGCUCCACUUGUUUGGUAACAAACUUGAAGCAUUAUCUCCAAGUGUAUUUGGUAAAUAUAAUUAUGCUGUUAAUUCUUGCUGAUAUUUUUAAAGUCAAUUACUUACUUAUGAAA